Ixodes scapularis (black-legged tick) is the source of this 3092-nucleotide messenger RNA. RefSeq names its product 4-trimethylaminobutyraldehyde dehydrogenase A. Gene Ontology annotation, molecular function: 4-trimethylammoniobutyraldehyde dehydrogenase (NAD+) activity; aminobutyraldehyde dehydrogenase (NAD+) activity. The transcript is spliced from 8 exons. NCBI's taxonomy places the organism in Eukaryota, Metazoa, Arthropoda, Arachnida, Ixodida, Ixodidae. The coding region runs from base 280 to 1794 and encodes 504 amino acids. The record is from RefSeq and is a predicted model, not a curated record.
UUUUUUUUUCAGUCACGUGACCGCCGUGAUUGACGAGCCCAGACUGCGCAGACCGGCGCAGACGAUCUCCCGCUCAGCGCAGUUCAUUUAAAUUGGAGUAAUUUUAAGACUUUCAGUGAUCGCCGACAUUGGAUUUAGUAGGAGCGUAUAACUGCUCGAUAGUCGUGAAUCCUGCCUAGUUCUCUGCAGCCAGCGCUUGACUCGCCUUUGUUGGACACUGCGAAGCGCAAGACAUCGACGGCAAGAUAGUAGCCGAAUUUCUCGUUAUCGGCGAGCAUCAUGUUGGCGAACACGGUACGUUGCGGGAAACGAUCGAUCUACGUCGAGCCGCACAACUUUAUAUGUGGGAAGAAAGCGGCGACAUCGGAGAGCGCGGGAGAUUUCCAUGUCUACGAGCCAGCGACAGGCAAGUCACUGUGCAUGAUAUCGUCUGCCGGGCCAAAGGAUGUGCACAAUGCAGUGUCAGCAGCAAAGUACGCCUUCCAAAGGUGGUCCCAGCUUUCUCACGGUGAACGAGGGAAGCAUCUCCUGGCAGUUGCGCAGAAGGUUCGGGAGAGGCAGAAGCAGAUAUCGGACAUGGAGAUGAUAGACACCGGCAAGCCAAUCUGGGAGGCUGUGGCAGACAUCAGCGGCUGCGCCGAUGUCCUCGAAUACUACGGCGGAAUCGCCGCCUCCAUCAAAGGCCAGCACUUUGACCUCCCGGGAGGCAGCUUCGCCACUGUGCGCCGCGAACCCCUUGGGGUCGUGGCAGCCAUCGGGGCCUGGAACUACCCGUUCCAGGUCAUGUCCUGGAAGAUGGGCCCGGCCCUGGUGUGCGGCAACACCCUGGUGUUCAAGCCCUCGCCGCUCACUCCCUUCUCGGCCAUCUUGCUCGCCGAGGCCUGCAGGGACGCUGGGGUGCCGGACGGUGUCGUGAACGUCGUCCAGGGCGAGGGUAGAACGGGCGAGCUGCUUUGCAAGCACCCAGACGUGGCCAAGGUGAGCUUCACCGGCAGCGUGGCCACGGGGCAGCGCAUCGCCAAGCUCUGCGUUGACUCCAUGAAGCACGUCACCCUCGAGCUGGGUGGGAAGUCCCCUCUGGUCAUCUUCAAGGACACCCCCGUGGCAGAGGCCGUCAAGGCCACCCUCAUCGGAAACUUUCUCACCCAGGGCGAGGUGUGCAGCAACUGCACGAGGGUGUACGUGGAGAAGCCCCUGAUGGAGGAGUUCCUGGACCACCUAGUGAGAGCCACCAGGAAGCUGAAGGUGGGCAACCCCGCCGACCCGGACACGAUGGUGGGAGCGACCAUCAGCCCUGAGCACGCUGCCAGGGUACUGCAGUACGUGGAAGAAGCCAAGAAAGAGGGCGCCAAAGUGCUGUGUGGCGGCGAGAGAGUGACCCUCGACGACCCAAACCUCCACGGGGGCUUCUACCUGAGCCCCUGCGUGGUGACGGAGUGCACGGACACCAUGAAGUUGGUGCAGGAGGAGAUCUUUGGUGCCGUGGUUGCCGUGCUGCCCUUCGACACUGAGGAAGAGGCCGUCAGCCGGGCUAACAACUCCCCCUUUGGUCUGGCAGCCGGGGUCAUGACCAAGGACCUGAGGAGAGCCCACCGGGUGGCAUCGAGGCUGCAGGCAGGCAUGGUGUGGAUCAACAACUACAACGUCUUCCCUCCGGAAGUGCCCUUUGGGGGCUACAAGAUGUCCGGCUUUGGCCGAGAGAAUGGCCUGGCUGCCCUGCACAGCUAUUCCCAGGAGAAGACGGUCUACGUCGAGAUGGGAGAUGCCAUAGACUGCCCCCUCUACAAGCUUUGAGAUUAAGGGGAAUCCCCGUGCUUUGUUUCCCAGGCAUUGCUGGAGCUCCCCUCCACCGGCUUCCAGAUCUCUGGUCAUUCCGUCCCUCAGGAAAAUACUGCCCCGUGGAAGUUCCGUCUGCACUGUUUAACCUAGUCGUCAUUGUUUCUUUUAACUGUAGUCUGUAGCACCAUAAGACAUCUGCAGUAGCAGCUGUGCCUCCAAUGCAAGACGCCAAAGCAUUAUCAAAGAUAAGAAGCUUGCGUUGGAAUUGGGACAACUGAAGAACCCCCCGGCUGUUCUUAUCCUCUCGGUGACCUUCUGUAACACCUUGGCAUCCUCCGAGCAUGUACGGGCUUAGGAAGACUAAAGUCAACUAGCACAUGUCGCAGGUGAAGCUUAUCCUGCCAAUCUUAGGUGGCCAAAGACUAUCUGCUCAUUGUUGCCACACCGUGUGUAUCGCAGCGAAAGCUUAUUUUUGUAUUGUGUCGUAAUUGAGUAAGAGGCAGCUUUUAUGAUUGAAGCAUGUGCUAAAAAUGUUUUUAAGGACAGGAUGUAAGAGUGCAAGUGAGCUGGUGUGUACUGAACAUUUUGAAGCAAUCCAAGACUGAGGAACACGAAAGAUGACGCCAAGAGAACCUUUCCUAUUCCUCAGCCUCGGGUUACUUCAAAAUGUUAAAUAUUUUUAAGAGCUGUUCAUUAAAUGUGUGAGUUGUGUUGCUGUUAUGAGAAAGGUAUCCGAGUUUUAAGCUCAAAGUAUACAUGUUUGCAAGUACAGCCUCAGGGCGCCGUCGUAUUACUCAAUUGGGGUGCACUUUGGAGCGUCAUAAUCAGAUUACGAUGCCUUGCUAAGGCGUCAAAUCGGAUUACGACGCGCCAAAGCGCACCCCAAGUGAACAAGAUGGCAGCGUCCUGAUGCCGUACUUGCAAAAGUGUAUAGAGAGAGCAAGUUGGAAAAACUUUUCAUAUGAAGUCCGAAAUGUUCUUUAUAAUGUUGAUGAGCUUGCAAGUAAAAUAUUUUGUUGCAUUCCUGUUUGAUCCCAGUCAAUUUGUACACAUGAUCUCUAAAUCGUUUCGUCCCCAAACUAUUUACAGCCCAUGUUAGCUCUUCCUUGAACAUUACUAUAACAACCGAGCAAAACCAUUACUGGAUUUUGGGCUAUGUAUUCAACCAACUUAAUUGUAAGCGAAUGAGUUUUAAGGCACCCGAAACUUCCUCUCAAAAAAGCUGUCAUCUGGAUGAUAGUCGUAGAACAGCAGUACAAGGCUGGGUCUGCAACACGCAAGUAAUUCUGAUUAAUUAAAUAUGAGCGAUAUGA